UUGAAAGGUACUCCGCACUCGGACAACAACAAAUAUUGGACUUAGAGCAAAACAUCUGCAACAAAAUGACAAAAGAACGUGUGGAUGAAUAUCAGCCUCUGCUCGUUAAAGGACCAGACAGACAGCGACCAAAGUAUCCAAACAAGUCUCUUUUUCUGGCUGUGUGUGCUGCUUGUAUCGGAGGAACCUUUCAAUAUGGAUAUAACAUAUCUGUCAUCAAUGCACCCACACAGUAUGUGCAGGAUUUUAUCAACCAAACCUGGAGGGCGCGUUACCAAACUGGCAUAUCAGGAGAUGUCCUCACCCUUCUCUGGUCCACUAUUGUGUCUAUGUUCACCUUAGGAGGAUUUUUAGGAGUAACCAUCGGUGGGACGUUGUCUGUUAAGCUGGGCAGGAAAGGGACACUGCUGGCCAAUAACAUAUUUGCAUUAAUGGCUGCUCUGCUGAUGGGUCUGAGCUACCCUGCAGGAGUAUUUGAGUUGCUCAUUAUCGGACGUCUUUUCACUGGAAUAAAUGCAGGCAUCGCCCUCUGUGUUCAGCCUCUGUAUCUGGCUGAAAUUGCCCCGACUUCAAUACGUGGAGCUAUGGGAAUGGGAACCUCGGUUUUCAUCACUGGUGGGAUCUUGACCGGACAAGUGAUCGGCCUCAAAGAGCUCCUGGGCAGAGAGGAGUACUGGCCCAUCCUGCUCUCCACAACUUGCAUCCCAGCGUUCCUGCAGCUCCUGAUCCUGCCCUGGUUCCCGGAGAGUCCACGCUACCUGCUCAUCGACAAAGGAGACGAAGAAGGUUGUAAGAAAGCCCUGAAGCAGCUGCACGGCAUGGCUGCGUGUGACGAUGAACGGGAGGAUAUCGAGAAGGAGAAGAAUAACUUGACAGGUUUGCAAGCCAAGAAACCAUGGGAGCUGUUUACUGACCGCAGUUUACGCUGGCAGCUUCUCACCAUCGUUGUGCUCAACAUUGCACAACAGCUGAACGGCAUCAAUGCUAUUUACUUCUACGCAGAUUACGUGUUCAGACAAUCAGGCAUUCCCGUUGAUAAAAUCCCAUAUGUGACUGUCGGCACCGGUGCCUGUGAAUGCAUCACAGCUUUGACAUGUGGAAUGCUCAUUGAAUGUCUGGGAAGGAAAGUGCUCAUCACAGGCGGAUACACACUGAUGUGCAUCUGCUGCAUUUUAUUCACACUGACGCUCACUUUCCAGGAUGUCAGCCCAAUUUUCCCAUACUUGAGCAUGGCGUGUGUUUUUGCUUUUAUCUUGAGUUUUGGCUUAGGACCAGGUGGCGUGACCAACAUCUUAACCACUGAGCUGUUCACACAAAACACGCGCCCUGCAGCGUACAUGAUUGCAGGAUCAGUGAACUGGUUGAGCUUUUUCUUCAUCGGCAUGAUCUUCCCCUUUAUUGUGCUCGGCCUGAAGCAGUACUGUUUCCUGGUCUUCUUGGUCGUCUGCUGCUCGGUGGGAACGUACAUUUUCCUUGUUGUUCCUGAGACCAAGAACAAAACCUUCCUGGAAAUCCAGAACGAGUUCCUGUCGUCCAACAAGAGAAAGGCGUGCAGUUCUGAUGGAGCAGGGACAACACUGUUAUCGACUUCUAUAUAAAACGUACCUCAUGAUUCGGGUUGAUCGACUGAAGCCUCUUUGUCUCCCACAAUAUGUAUGUCACAAAGAUAAUUAAUGAGGAUUGGUAGUUCACACAUGACACAACAUAUCUAUGAUGUAGCGUAGCAAUGAAUUACGCUGUGCACAACUUCUGGUGCAAGCCCUCAUACCAUCACACAUUGACCACUGCAGCUCCUUACUGGUGGGCCUCCCCGCAUCCACGGUCAAACCUCUGCAGAUGAUCCAGAAUGCAGCAGCACAUCUGGUUUUCAACCAGCCAAAAACAGCACGUCACUGUUCAGAUCACUUCAGUGGUUUCUAGUGGCUGCCCGCAUCAAAUUCAACACUACACAAAACUACAAUGCGAACAGUUCCCUUCUACCUGAAGUCUCUCAUUUGGAUCUACACUCCCUCUCGCUCACUACGCUUGACCAGCAAAAGCUGCCUGAUACAACCACCUCAACGGGCCUGAGGUCAAUAGCUGGACUCUUCUCCUCUGUGGUGGA
Stegastes partitus (bicolor damselfish) is the source of this 2104-nucleotide messenger RNA. RefSeq names its product solute carrier family 2 member 11b (gene slc2a11b). Gene Ontology annotation, cellular component: plasma membrane. The record is from RefSeq and is a predicted model, not a curated record. The transcript is spliced from 12 exons. Gene Ontology annotation, molecular function: D-glucose transmembrane transporter activity. NCBI's taxonomy places the organism in Eukaryota, Metazoa, Chordata, Actinopteri, Pomacentridae. Bases 66 to 1598 code for a protein of 510 amino acids. Gene Ontology annotation, biological process: dehydroascorbic acid transport.